Umbelopsis ramanniana AG is the source of this 1688-nucleotide messenger RNA. RefSeq lists its product as uncharacterized. The transcript has 8 exons. Lineage: Eukaryota; Fungi; Mucoromycota; Umbelopsidomycetes; Umbelopsidales; Umbelopsidaceae. Gene Ontology annotation, molecular function: amino acid transmembrane transporter activity. The record is from RefSeq and is a predicted model, not a curated record. Gene Ontology annotation, biological process: amino acid transmembrane transport. The coding region runs from base 59 to 1510 and encodes 483 amino acids. Gene Ontology annotation, cellular component: endoplasmic reticulum.
GGCCCACGUAAAGUAGCUCUUACUUAAUUUUCACGAUUUACUGUAAUUUUGUUUCUAAAUGGCCAGCUAUCAGCCAUUAACGUCUGAGAAUCAUGAAGAGGCUGCAGACACCUUACACACACCAAGAUACAGCUUGGAAGAAAGCGAAGAUUCACAGUUAAUUUACAGCUCCAAACGUGACUAUGCGGAAUUAGAAGUUGACGACUCAUCAGCACCUGAAGAGGCACUUCUCAGACAAGAUCCCGUUGACGAAUCCCCAUCAAUUUUACGGCUACCCACAGAUGGAGGCUCCAUCUUUGAAAGCUUUGUCAAUAUGGCCAACAGCAUUGUCGGAGCGGGAAUCAUAGGUCUCCCGUUUGCCUUCAAAGAAGCGGGACUUUGGACAGGCGUGAUCCUGCUGAUCGGUCUAACGAUUGUUGUUGACUGGACUGUGCGUCUACUUAUAUUCAACGGCAAAUUGGCUAGCCAGACCACUUAUAUCGAUUUGAUGGACUUCGCGUUCGGUCGGCCGGGAAGAAUAGCGAUUUCUAUCUUUUCGUUCAUUUUUGCAUUUGGAGCUAUGUGUGCCUAUUGCGUAAUUAUCGGCGACACCAUACCCCACGUUAUAAGAUCCUUGGUUCCGACCAUCGAUAAGAUACCCGUCCUAUGGAUAUUCUCAAAUCGCCGGAUUUGCAUCACAUUUUUUACUGUGACAGUAUCAUGGCCACUGUCGAUGUACCGUGAUAUCUCCAAGCUUGCGAAAACAAGCGCGUUGGCGCUUUCUGCCAUUUUUGUGAUCAUCAUCACGGUUUUAAUAGAGGGACCCAAAAUGCCCGCCGAAAUCAGAGGAGCCCCUAUUGACCCCUUGAAUUUCAUCAACAAUGAAGUAUUCCAAGCCAUCGGUGUUAUUAGUUUCGCAUUUGUAUGCCACCACAACAGUUUUUUGAUAUUUGGGUCAUUAAGGCAACCGUCCAUGAAUCGAUUUGCGACUGUCACACAUAUUAGCCUUGGUGUGUCGUUUGUUACAUGCAUGACACUGGGACUGUCGGGGUUCCUUGUUUUCACAGACAAAACCACAGGCAACAUCCUCAACAAUUUCCCUCAAGACAAUCUUUUAAUCAACAUUGCACGUUUAGCCUUUGGCCUAAAUAUGUUCACUACCGUACCACUGGAAACCUUUGUGUGUCGAGAGGUCCUGGAACAUUUCUUCUGGCCUAACGAACAUUUCAAUGUCAAACGACAUGUUCUGCUUACCACCGGCCUAGUUGGAGCAGCCCUCCUCAUCUCCCUUACAACAUGCAAUCUUGGAUUCGUAUUAGAGUUGACUGGAGGGUUUUCAGCCACCGCAUUAUCCUAUAUCUUGCCGCCUGCGUGUUAUCUGAAACUAUCUGGUGGAAAUCUGUGGGACAGAAAUAAGCUCAGACACUGGCUUUGCAUGGUUUUUGGAUUUGUUGUGAUGGUCCUUAGUACGUUUCAUAGCAUUCAAAAGGCGUUCUCUGGGGACGACACCCAAACUCAAUGUGAUUUAUAAAUUAGAGGUAACUUAGAUGUUUGGCAUAGCGGUCAAGUCGGAGGAAAGGAAAAAAAUCAUCCAUUCAGCACCUUUUAGCUGCCAUUAAAAUAGAUCAACUAGGUAUGACACAGGUCAAAUGUAGAAAGACACCAUGCAUCUUAAUGGGAAAGACGUGUAACGAGAAUACGAGCCCGCC